AUGCCCGCUGCAUACGAACAAUUGCGACCGAGAGGUGAUGCGAGAAAUAAUCGCCAGAACAUGGCUGAACUGAAGCUCAGACGACUCAACGAACUCAACGCGCGACUGAGGGAGGACCUCGAAAGACCGAGGGUAAAAGUCACAGAGGCUUCCAUGUCGUUGAUAAACGGGAGGACCCUUACGCUCCCCAGCAGUCUGGCGGCUGUUGUAUAA
Uncinocarpus reesii 1704 is the source of this 213-nucleotide messenger RNA. RefSeq lists its product as uncharacterized. The transcript is spliced from 2 exons. Bases 1 to 213 code for a protein of 70 amino acids. NCBI's taxonomy places the organism in Eukaryota, Fungi, Ascomycota, Eurotiomycetes, Onygenales, Onygenaceae. The record is from RefSeq and is a predicted model, not a curated record.